AUGGACCCCUCAAUUCCCCUCGUAGUCGAUAACGGUACCGGGUUCGUCAAAUGUGGUUACGCCGGAUCCAAUUUCCCCGAGCAUGUAUUCCCAUCAGUCGUCGGUCGACCUAUCCUCCGAGCAGAAGAGAGAUUAGGUACAUCUCAAAUAAAAGAUAUAAUGGUUGGAGAUGAAGCUUCUGAAUAUCGAUCAUUCUUACAAGUAACUCAACCAAUGGAGCAUGGUAUAGUCAAGAAUUGGGAAGAUAUGAAACAUUUAUGGGAUUAUACAUUUUCUGAGAAACUUCAAGUUGAUCCAAGAGGCAGAAAAGUAUUGUUGACUGAACCUCCAAUGAACCCAAAAGUGAAUAGACAGAAAAUGGCAGAAGUAAUGUUUGAAGAAUAUGGUUUUGGUGGUGUUUACGUUGCUAUUCAAGCUGUGUUAACAUUAUAUGCUCAAGGUCUUCAAACCGGAGUAGUCGUUGAUUCAGGUGAUGGUGUAACCCACAUUGUACCAGUCUAUGACGGAUUCGCACUUCCUCAUUUAACUCGUCGACUCGAUGUGGCAGGAAGAGAUGUCACUAGAUAUCUCAUCAAGUUGCUUUUGAUGAGAGGCUAUGCUUUUGAAAGAACUGCAGAUUUCGAAACUGUUCGAGGGAUCAAAGAAGCUCUUUGUUUCACAAGUUACGAUUUAGAAAGUGAUAAGAAAUUAGCAGAAGAGACAACCGUACUUGUUGAGAACUACACGCUUCCAGAUGGUCGAGUUAUUAAAGUGGGCUCAGAACGAUAUGAAGCUCCUGAAUGCAUGUUCCAACCUCAUCUCGUUGAUGUCGAACAACCUGGUGUAGCAGAACUUCUACUUCAAACUAUUCAACAAGCCGCAGUCGACACUCGUUCGGAACUAUACAAACAUAUCGUACUUUCGGGUGGAUCUUCAAUGUAUCCAGGUUUCCCAUCUCGAUUAGAAAAAGAGAUGAAACAAUUGUACCUUACAAGGGUACUUGGUGGUGACACUUCGAGAUUAUCUAACUUCAAAAUUCGAAUUGAGGAUCCACCAAGAAGGAAACACAUGGUGUUCUUGGGUGGAGCUGUAUUGGCUGAUAUCAUGAAAGACAAAGAAGCCUUCUGGGUGACCAAAGAAGAAUGGGAUGAGCAAGGUGUUAGAGCUUUAGAUAAACUUGGUAGAGGUGAUUAA
Kwoniella shivajii is the source of this 1173-nucleotide messenger RNA. RefSeq lists its product as uncharacterized. The record is from RefSeq and is a predicted model, not a curated record. Gene Ontology annotation, molecular function: actin filament binding. Gene Ontology annotation, cellular component: actin cortical patch; Arp2/3 protein complex. The transcript has 7 exons. Gene Ontology annotation, biological process: Arp2/3 complex-mediated actin nucleation. NCBI's taxonomy places the organism in Eukaryota, Fungi, Basidiomycota, Tremellomycetes, Tremellales, Cryptococcaceae. Bases 1 to 1173 code for a protein of 390 amino acids.